This is a messenger RNA of Trichoplusia ni (cabbage looper), 2025 nucleotides long. RefSeq lists its product as uncharacterized. Bases 111 to 1100 code for a protein of 329 amino acids. Lineage: Eukaryota; Metazoa; Arthropoda; Insecta; Lepidoptera; Noctuidae. The transcript has 6 exons. The record is from RefSeq and is a predicted model, not a curated record.
GAUAAACACAGGAAUAUUAAAAAAAAAAAACGAGUAGAGUAAUUGAAAGCGGGUAAAUUCAAUUAUUGUAGUGAGUAGUAAUAAUUUCCAAAAAAUAAUUAAACCUUUCAAUGGAUUCUGAACAAAAAGAGGAGAAAACUGUUCUUGAUAGACGACUACAAAAUAUACUAAAUAGUUUAUCGAGGUGUAAAAUUGAUUUUAAUAAUGAAAGUGAAGAGUGUAAGAAAUUACGCGAAAACAAUGUUAAGUUGGAGCACGAACUGAAAGAAAUGCGGGAAAUGGAGAAGUCACAUCGUUAUCAUUUAUUGACGUCUCGCGAAAUGAUUGGAAACCUACAGGAGACUGUUUCGCAACUUGUUUAUCUCAAAAGGGACUUAAAGAAAAUGAAGGAACAGUUAGCUACAAAGGAUUAUAAGAUCGCAGAUAUCGAAACGGAGAAAGAAAAUGCUUCGCUAAAACAAAACGAAAACGUUAUGAAGCUGCGCAACGCGUAUGAAAAACAAAUAGAGGAGUUAAAAGCUAGCAAUAAAAGGGAAAUCCAACAGAUGCAACACGAGUGUGACGGCCAGGUGGCCCAGUUUACUUGUGUCAUUGAAGAACUCAGGGCUAAGAUGAGAGAAACAGAAGCUGAACAUCGGGAUAAGAUUAAUGUGGUAGUCCUGGAGUAUGAGGAGAAGUUGCAGCGGGAGUCAGCCCGCGCGGCUCAGCUGCAGGAGGAACUGGCUCGGGAGACUACUCGCACCGACCUCAAUAUUGAAGCGUAUAGACGGCGUUUGGAGGAAUUAGAGGAGAAACUCAAACAGAGUCAGUUCAAGCAGUAUCUGCAAAGCAGUGCCAGCUAUCCUUCUCAAUACGAGAAUGUCGUCGAAAGACCAUAUUCUGUAAAUCGUGACCCCUACCCAGAUUGCUCCGUACAAGACACACCUUACCCUUUCGCCCCGUCCCAAACCAAGGCCCCAAAGUCAACAAACAGUUUGCAAGUAAUUUACUAUGACAAGAACGAUAAAACUCCAAAAGCGAAAAGUUCUGAGAAAAAAGGUCUCUUCCAUAUAACUAAGAAAAGGAAACUUUACAACGAAAAGGAUUUCCAAGAUUUUUAAUGUCUAAAGAAAAUGUUUACUUUUAAUUGUAUUGCUGAAGUUUUAAUUUAAAUAAACUGCACGUUCGUCUUUUAUUUUUCUAAUGUUUAAAUUCCGAGAAGCUUUUCUUCACAGCGUGCUUCAAAAGAAUAAUUACUUUAGGUUGUUAUACGUGAAUGCGAUAAGACCUUUCUAGAACAUGUUUAACAAUAUUAAUUAAAAUCUAUUACAAAAACCUCGGCGCGCCACAAUAACUAUUUGUAACAAAACACGGUUAGUAAUUAUGUUGGCGGCGGUGGCUCUUUCUAAUUUAGCCGUUGCUUUAUCUGAUACUUACCUACAUGUAACAGCGAAUAAGAAUGCGAUUAUGAAAAUAACUACAUGACUACAUAUUCAUAAGUUACAUCACGAGAUGACCUACAUAUCGUCGUUUAAAGCCUACCCACUUCCUCUGAAGCGUGAAUCGCUUUAUUAACCACACUAUUUGGUUAGUAUUAAUUUAUUCACUGUAAUUACAAGUAAGCAUGAAAUACUUAAGUGGUGAGCCAUUAAAACAGUUUGUUCAUGCAAUUUUUGGCUAAUUUUAAAGAUUAAUUUAAACAAAUUACUUUAAAGUAGCGAAAACAGAAGUCGAACACAGUCAUGCUGCUUAUACGAUUACGCAAGUUCGGCAACGUCUUCUAAUUUGAUAUGUAAAUAUAAACCGAUAUCUUUUGGUUUAAAAUUGAAUCACAUUAAUGAAAUCAGAAAAACAACAGAUCAGAGUAAAAAACAAGAAAUGAAAGUUAUAGAAAUAGCAGCGUUCAGUACAAAUAGGCAUAAUGUUAUACUGUCUAGCAGUGAAAGUAUGGACAGAUGGAUGUAUGGCGGAGCUUAUCGACUAGGCUCGCGAUCUAAUGAAAAUGUUGAAAGUUAACCACACUGUAGGAUAAUAUACAAAAUUGAU